Messenger RNA from Schizophyllum commune H4-8, 657 nucleotides. RefSeq lists its product as uncharacterized. Gene Ontology annotation, cellular component: endoplasmic reticulum-Golgi intermediate compartment; endoplasmic reticulum; COPII-coated ER to Golgi transport vesicle. Bases 1 to 657 code for a protein of 218 amino acids. The transcript has 3 exons. NCBI's taxonomy places the organism in Eukaryota, Fungi, Basidiomycota, Agaricomycetes, Agaricales, Schizophyllaceae. Gene Ontology annotation, biological process: intracellular protein transport; endoplasmic reticulum to Golgi vesicle-mediated transport; Golgi organization. The record is from RefSeq and is a predicted model, not a curated record.
AUGACACCGCGCCUCCCCCUCCUCCUCGCGCUCCUUACACUAAUUGUCCCCGCCCUCGCAAUCAAAUUUAACCUCCCCGCCUCCCGGUACCCGCAGCCAAAAUGCAUCUGGAACAGCGCGCACACGAACACCCUCGUCAUCGUCACCGCGAACGUCGCGAAGGGCGACAAGCAGCGCGUCGACAUUGAGAUCAUCGACUCCAGCCCGCAGAAGAACGUGUACCUCAGCAAGCGCGGGAUCGAGGGGGAGACGCGUCUAGCGGUGACCACGCAUGUGAAUGGCGAGGUCGGCGUCUGCUUCAAGAACUACCUGGACCAGGACGUAAAGUACCCGGGCAACAUGAACAACCUCACGCGCACUAUUGACCUGGACGUCGACAUUGGCGCCGAUGCCGUGGACUACAAUGCCAUUGCGAACCAGGAAUCCCUCUCAGCCUUGGAGACGGAGAUGCGGAAACUUGAGGGCAUUGUGAAGGAGAUCGUGGACGAGAUGGGCUACUUGAAAAAGCGCGAAGAGCGGUUCACCGACACCAACACGUCGACCAACCGGCGAGUAACGAACUUCGCGUGGUUCACGAUCAUCGCGCUUGCGGCACUGGGUGCAUGGCAGGUGUUGCAUUUGCGCGCGUUUUUCAAGAGGAAAUAUCUCAUUGAUUGA